AUGCACCCAAUCUUAGACUACGUCUUGUCUAUUCACUACCUGCCGACUGGCUCGUCGGUGCUGCUGUCGUGCCUUGCGGCGGCAUGGGGGGUGGAUUGGAAGACAUGCUUCGUGAUGACGUGUGUGGGUUCACUUGUGACGUGCGCCGUCUUCUACGUUCAGCCCUUGCAGUGCUUUUCCCCACUCGGGGGAAACUUCAAUGUGGGCACGCGAGAGGUAUGUGGUGACCGAGGUGCCAUGAAGCCUCCCGUCACCGUCGUCUACCCGACGCCUAGCGGCACGCCGCGGAGUGGCAUUCAGUACGUUCCAUUUGGCGACCGCGGGUACCUGGUUGGGAUGGCCAGUUACACUAAAGUUCCCUACGUACUGGUGAAGGACCUUUGCCUUCUGCGCAGGAAGAUGCGGUCCAACGCGGAUCCGGCGCCGCUCUUCCAGCGCGAUGGCAUCCCACGUCCGAUGAUCUUGUUCAGCCAUGGUCUUGGCGGGUUUCCGCACUUGUACAGCACUCUGCUAAUGGACCUCGCUGCGCGCGGGGCCAUCGUGUUUGCUGUCUCGCACAUGGACGGCAGCGCUGCCUACUGCCGUGACGCCGGGAGGGACCUUCGCGUUCCGCUGAACACCCAGAUAGGCUGGACCACCGAGGAUCGCGCUCCGCAGCUAGAGGUUCGCAUCCGAGAGACCCUCAACACAAUCAAGCGCAUCCGCAACGGCGAGCUACUGCUCGCCCUGGGGUACGACAGGAAGACGGUGGACACGUACAUCGCAAUGGAGCCGCGCGUUCACCUCGUUGGGCAUUCGUUUGGCGGUGCGACGUGUCUGGCGGCGGCCCUGAAUGACACGCAAGACGCGAGUGAAAGGGGUGGAGUGAGCAGCAUCGCCAGCACUGUCGUCUACGACCCGUGGAUGAUCCCUCUGCGAAAGACGAUGUUCUACGACAAGCUCACCGACAAGAAGCAAUCGGUCCACUUCACCACCCCAACGCUGCAGGUCUUCUCCGAGGAGUGGGUGAGGAGCAAGGAGCAGCACGCUUUCUUCGAGGAGGUCAAGGCCAUUGUCGAUGCGCAGCCGCGCACGACAGAGGAGAGCGCUCUUGUGGCAGCAGUCGACGCCAAGCUGAAGGUGAUGAGGACGUCAUGGUACACGAUGAAGGACUACCGCGGCACUGGGCACUUGUCGUGCACGGACGUCUCAUUGUUCAGUCCGGUGUUGUACCGCGCAGCUUACAUGACGGCAUCACCGCGAGGCUCCAUUGUGGCGCUCGCAGCAGACACACUGCUGUUCAUUGAAAAGGUCUCCGGCCCGUUGCCUCUCGAUACCAAACUUCUCAACAACUCGGCGCUCGCCGCUACGCCGAAGGCGUAA
This is a messenger RNA of Leishmania mexicana MHOM/GT/2001/U1103, 1362 nucleotides long. Its product is annotated as putative phospholipase A2-like protein. The record is from RefSeq and is a predicted model, not a curated record. Lineage: Eukaryota; Euglenozoa; Kinetoplastea; Trypanosomatida; Trypanosomatidae. The transcript has a single exon. Gene Ontology annotation, molecular function: 1-alkyl-2-acetylglycerophosphocholine esterase activity. Bases 1 to 1362 code for a protein of 453 amino acids.